This is a messenger RNA of Cercopithifilaria johnstoni, 1761 nucleotides long. The record is from the annotation of a GenBank genome assembly. NCBI's taxonomy places the organism in Eukaryota, Metazoa, Nematoda, Chromadorea, Rhabditida, Onchocercidae.
AUGUCUUUCACUGUUGACUAUUUUUUCGAAAAGAUACAAUUGAUGAAAAUCGAAAUAAGAGAUUUUUCGAUAGGUGCCGCAUUGAAGAAUACAGUUGGUAAUGUUAUUGGCAGUUGUAUAUUCAAACUUGAUGAAUUAAUUGGCGCAUUUGGCACACAACUUCAAUUACCUUUAAGUACAAAAACAUCAGUAAUAACCACAUCCGUUGGUCAACUUCAAACGGUACCACAAGGAAUGUACUGUGGAAUGAUUCUUGUCUCUGCUCGAUUACCUGAAAAAGCGGCACCUGUAAUAUUGCAAUUUUCCGGGAAAAAUUUGAAAAAAAAGGAUAAAUUUUUUGAUGAAACAUCAGUUUUUUUCAUGAUAUAUAAGAUUGAAAAUGAUGGAACAAAAACGGAAUUGUAUCGAAGUGAAGCUAUCCGAGAACAUUCUCAUCCUAUUUGGCGACCAUUUAAUUUACAUUUGAGGAAAAUUGCUGAUCAUCGAAAUAGAUUGCUAGAAAUAGAUGUACUGUAUCGUGAUGAAAUGAAUAAAACAGGCAUGAUUGGUUCAUUUCUAACAACAUAUGCAAAAAUGAAAUAUGGUGCGGGGGUGGAAAAUGUUUAUAAUUUAAUUGAUCCUAAAAAAAAAUUAAAAAAAGGAUAUUUAAAUAGUGGAACAAUGGAAUUGAUUAAAUUUAGUGAUGUAUCAUUUUAUUCAUUCUUGGAUUAUAUUACCAGCGGAACUCAACUUCAUCUUGCAGUAGCAGUGGAUUUUUCAACUAAUUUAGGUGUUAAUGUAUUAAAUGGUAUGAAUGUAUUUGAUAAUGAUUUUGAUUGUGCUAUUAAAGGUAUCGCUGGUAUUAUUCGAGAGUACAAUUCGAGUAAAAUGUUUCCGGCAUUUGGUUUUGGUGCCAAAAUUCCGCAAGCAUUGAAUAAUCCACAGGUUUUCCAUUUGAAUUUUGAAACAGAACCGUAUUGUCGUGGUAUUGAUGGAAUAUUAGAAGCAUACCGAAAUGCCAGACAAAAAGUGAUACCAAAUGAUCAUGCGGAAUAUUCAGCUGUUGUUGAUGCUGUAGCUAAGGUAGCAGAAAAUGAGGGUAAGAAUGGAUUGCAUUAUUAUGUUUUACUCAUUUUUAUAUCGAACAAUGCAAUUGCUAAUUCCAAAAAACUAUUGGAUGUUAUAACAAAUAUGACAAAAGCGCCAAUUUCAAUUAUAUUUUUGGGAAGGCGAAUGGCGGAAUUGAAUGGAUUUUAUAAUAAUACAAAUCCUAAGAAAAAUAUAUUUUCGCAUGACUUAUCAACGAAUUCUGAUUUUGUUGAGUUCAUCGAUUUAAAUUCCGUAAUGAUAGAAAAUGCAACAUUAAGGCAAAAUGCAAAACGAAUAGCUGAACGAGUUUUGCGUAAUGUUUCAUGGCAUCUAAUUGCUUAUAUGCAUAAGAAUAAUAUUGCUGCAAAACCUCCCAUACAGAUUAAUCGUUCAUCAAUCUUUCAUUCGUCAUAUUUAAUUCCACGUCAACCAUCGCGAUACGAGGAACAAUUCGAUUUUGAAAGGAAUGAAUGUAAUACGUCAGGUGUGCCACGUAGACGAUCAGAAAAUGUUGCACAAAAUAUUAACAUAAAGAAAUUUUGGAAUAAAGCAAUAUUUCGUUCGCAAUCAGUAGUGAGUGAAAAGAAUGAUGAAAUAUUAAAUUCAUCAACAAAUCAUCAACUAUCACCACCACAAUAUUCUCCUCAACAACGUCCGCGACGAAUUUUAAGAAGACAACUGGCAAUUUCAUGA